UUACCUGGUCUUAAUAACCCAGGAGAGCGGAGAAAACGGGAGUAUAAAGGCCGAGAUAAAGGGGCGAAAUUGUGUUGGCUCGCCUUAUCUCGACAAUUAUAAAAAAAGGACGAAAACGCACGGUGCCCACAUUCAUCAAAAAAUGGCAAACUUUUGGGGCCCGGUUUGCCUGUUUCUCGUCGCCAGCGCCGGUAUGAGUUCCUCCGAGCUUAGCCUGUCGAGUGUUAAAAAGUAUUUCGCCAAUAUUUUCGCACCAGGUCAGAUAAGGGUGAUAGGAGGUUCUAAUGCAGUGAGGGGCCAAUUUCCUUACCAAGUGCUUAUGAGAGUUAUGAAUAAAGGGAAGCAAUUCUUUUGCGGUGGUUCUGUCAUUUCCGACAGUCACGUCCUCACUGCCGCUCACUGCGUCGAGAACGUUAGUUUCCUGCUUCUCACAUUCGGUUCUGUGACGACUUCGCCCCUCGACGGUACUGAGUCGCGGUUCGUGACAAAGAACGACGUCGUCGCCCAUCCUGAUUACGACCCUGUUGAUGUCAAGAACGACAUCGCUUUGAUUUUCUUGAACAGGCCUGUACAACUCAGCGUCUAUGUCAGCCCAGUUCAAUUACCAACUUCAAACUAUGUUGAGAACGUUGAUGGCUAUCUAACAGGAUGGGGACGAACCAGCGACAGUUCAAAAAAGGCAGCCAAAGUCUUGCAGUACGCUAAAAUGGAACUACUCCCUCUAUAUAAAUGCAUGUACUACUGGAAUUCAUUAGGCAUUCCUGUUGACAGUAGUCAAAUAUGCACAAAAUAUGUCGGAACCGCUAGCUGUAAUGGUGAUAGUGGAGGACCUCUUGUCGUGAUGGAGCAGAAUGGAGCCUAUACGCAAGUUGGAAUCGUUUCUUUUGGGGUCACACUAUGUGAAAGCGGAAGCCCGAGCGUGUACACCAGAGUCGGAGCAUACUUAAAAUGGAUCAAUUUGAUGACUGGCAUUAAGUAGCAACUUUCUGACCUCAAACAUUUUAUUCGCGUCGCAUCGUUCAAAAGAAAACUAACAAAAUUAUACAUAAAAAAAUGUAUUUAUAAAAAUAUAUAUAUAAAAUGACAA
This is a messenger RNA of Cimex lectularius (bed bug), 1087 nucleotides long. Its product is annotated as chymotrypsin-2-like. Gene Ontology annotation, biological process: proteolysis. The coding region runs from base 143 to 979 and encodes 278 amino acids. The transcript is spliced from 7 exons. Lineage: Eukaryota; Metazoa; Arthropoda; Insecta; Hemiptera; Cimicidae. Gene Ontology annotation, molecular function: serine-type endopeptidase activity. The record is from RefSeq and is a predicted model, not a curated record.